CUUUUAAAGGGGGGAGGGGCAUUUUCCAGCAAGCACGGCUGACCUCGUGUCCUGUGGGAAGGCAGCCCCUUUGCAACGUCAUUUCCUGUUGGCAGCCAGGCCCGGACUGCGGUAGGGAAGGCUGGGCUGGGGUUGGGGCUACUCAUCGUCUUCCAGCAGAGGCUGGUGCCUUCAUCCCUCUAACCCUGGCAGACGCAGAUGCAGGCGUGAAGCAAGGGGUCUUGCGUGUGGCUGGCAGGUCAGGUCCAGCCCCUGGAUGUGGGGGCCUUUCUCCCCGAGAGGGAACUGACCCCAGGACUCCUUUUUAUGCAGCUGCUUGCAAAAAAUAUUCCCCUCCCAGCCCCAAAUACCCCUCUCCCCCAUGUCCCCUGGCUGAGCUGAGCUGGAGGUUUCCUUCAUUUCUGAUCAUCCAGUUGCCCCACUGGAGUCACUGGGAUGUGGAUUCCCAGGGCUGCCUGUAGGCAGCUGGCAUUUCCAUCCAUCCAUGCCCCCAGCCAAGUGGUACCAAAGGAGUCCUUAGAGAUGGGACCUAUCUUCAUGGGGCACCCCAGGGGGUGUCGCACCACACCCGGCUGCUGCAUCCCUACAGGAUGGACCUCUUGGCCCCUUGUCGCUCCUCCCUCCCGUGCCCUGGGGACCAGGCCCUGAUGGGCCAAUGAGGUGCCCAGCUCAGCACGUCCAGCCAAGCCUGGUGCUCCCUUCCCCAUGGGAAUCACGCUCCCAAGCCCCCUGGGCCUUGCUGAAAUCUCUCCUGUGCCUCCCCAGGCCCUCUGUACCUGCCCAUGGGCCUGUUCCCCCCCUUCACCCGGCUCCCGUAGGGGUGGAUCUAUCACCGCUUCCCCUCGCCAUCUUUCUCGGGUCGGGGGGCCAAGGCAGAUUUCAGAAGCCCCCAUUGAAUCUCCAGCCAUGGCUGCUAGCUCCGACAUGGGACAGACCUGUCUUCUGGCCUCCUGCCCCUCUCCGAGCAGGGGGUUGACUUCCACCCCCAGCGUCUUCCUGUCCUCUUCUCGUGCCCCCAUCAAGCUCUUGGGCCGGCAGCCUGAUGGACGCUGCAGCCCCCCGAAGCCUCUCCCUGGCUUCCCCACUCCCUCCCAAGAUGACUCCUCUUGAUGACGGAGCUGAAUCUGCAUUGACACCCCCCCUCCCGGUGUGACUUCAAGGAGCGCUCCGGGGGGCACGGACCCAGGGCCGGUGUUUUUAGCACAUCCUGUCGGAGCCGUUUCCAGGCUGGGGAAUCGCCCGGCGCGACAGACCCCAGGUCUCGGCAUCCCCAGAGCUUCCCGGCCCUGGGUCCCAAGCGGGCGAGGUCCCUCCUGCGUGACGGCAGAGCCGCGUCCUGCAGCCGGACACGGCGCGUUCCCGCCCCCCCCCCCCCCCCCCCCCGGUGUCUCCGUCCAGGCCCCGCAAGCUGGCGGCUUCGCCCCGAGCACGCUGCGUCAAAGUGAGCGAGAUCCAGUAGCCAGCGGCGUCAGCGGGGGCGUUGACAGCGCUGCUCUGGCCACAAAUCAGCCGUGGGGGGUUUCUCCACCUGGUGACAGCGGGGGGCAGUCUCCACCUGCCCCCUCCCAGGACGGGCUCGGCCUCUGGUGACAUCAUCAGCCCAAGGGGAUGGGGUGCUUGGGGACGGCCCCUCCACCAACCAAAGGGCUCCAAGCCCCGCCCUGCCUCCCGCAUCCACCGAGCCGAGGAGACCUCCGGUCCUUCCCCUCGCUGCGCUCCCGCCAAGUCUCGGUCAUCGCAGCGAGCUCGGGCCGUAGCCGCCCCCCGGACGUGUCCCCUGUACUCCGCCGGGCGGCGCGGGCAGCCCACGCGGGCCGGAUGCGGCCUGGGGAGGGGGCGGAGACCCCCGCAGAGCACUCUGUGCCCCCGGUUAGCAGCGACCCGGGUCCCCGCCCCGCGGGGGUCCGCCAGCUCUGCAGGCCGGGUCCGGCCCUGGGGCCCUACACCCCCCCACCCCCCCUUGGGGCAAUUCCUGGUUUUUUUGUGGUUUUUUUGGUACCUUCUCGGUUUCUUUGUACGGUCGAAAUAAACCGACACUUUGUUCAACGCCUGGAGCCGGAGAGUUAUUGGGGGGGGCGCGGGGGGGGCGGACCUCGGGCGCUUCUCUCCCCCGCGGGGAGCCCGCCCCGAACCUGGUGCAGGGGCGGGGCUCUUCUCCCCGGAAGUGACGCCACGCCCACUCCCAAAGCCGGGCGGACGCUCGAGGGCGGGCAAGACCUCCCCGGAAGUGACGGGCCUCCCGGCCGCCCACUUCCGGUGCCCGUGGCUAUUUAUUUCCGGCGCCGCCGCUCCGCCCUGCUCCGUCAUUUCCGGCGCCGGGACUCGAUCGGGACUCACCAUGCCGCUGCCUGUGUCUGCGCCCGCCGCCGCCCGCGCCAUGCUCCGCGCCCGCCGCCCCGCGCCCGCCCCCGCGCCCCGCGCCGCCUCCUCCGCCGCCCCGGGCCCGGCCCCGGCCCCGCUCAGCGCCCUGGUCAGGGGGACCCCGGGAUAACCGCCCCGGAGAGCGCCAUCGGCCUGGGCACCUUCUUCCUGUCCUUCCUGGUCCCGGCCGGCUGGAUCCUGGCCCACCUGGAGAGCUACAAGAAGCGCGACUGAGCCGGGGCCAGACCCUGCCGCCUCCCCCCACCCCGGGCCAAGCCCUGCGUCCACUCCAGCACUGAGGGACCAAGGAGCCCCCCGCCCGCAUGGCUUCCCGCUGUUACAAUAAACCCCUUCCCUGCUGA
This is a messenger RNA of Alligator mississippiensis (American alligator), 2723 nucleotides long. RefSeq names its product cytochrome c oxidase subunit 8B, mitochondrial. The record is from RefSeq and is a predicted model, not a curated record. Gene Ontology annotation, biological process: mitochondrial electron transport, cytochrome c to oxygen. The transcript is spliced from 2 exons. NCBI's taxonomy places the organism in Eukaryota, Metazoa, Chordata, Crocodylia, Alligatoridae. Gene Ontology annotation, cellular component: mitochondrion. The coding region runs from base 1609 to 2595 and encodes 328 amino acids.